Messenger RNA from Diospyros lotus (date-plum), 1680 nucleotides. Its product is annotated as heat stress transcription factor A-7a-like. Gene Ontology annotation, biological process: regulation of transcription by RNA polymerase II. The record is from RefSeq and is a predicted model, not a curated record. Bases 127 to 1029 code for a protein of 300 amino acids. Gene Ontology annotation, cellular component: nucleus. NCBI's taxonomy places the organism in Eukaryota, Viridiplantae, Streptophyta, Magnoliopsida, Ericales, Ebenaceae. Gene Ontology annotation, molecular function: RNA polymerase II cis-regulatory region sequence-specific DNA binding; DNA-binding transcription factor activity. The transcript has 2 exons.
UCUGGUUCAUGGUCUCCAUUGUAGAACCAUCUUAGGAGAAAACUGCUCAUGAAUAUUGCAUUUUCCUCCAGGAAAGUAUUCAACUGAAUCUCAUCUAAUAGAAAGAAGAGUUUCAGCUCAAUCAUAAUGAAUAUUUCUCCAGGCUUUGUGAAAGAAGAGUUUCAAGGGUUUAGUUCACCAUACAACCAUGGUGAUCCAUCCAUGGCUCCUCAACCAAGGGAGGGGCUUCUUGAUUCUUUCCCUCCUCCUUUCCUCACCAAAACCUAUUAUCUCGUCGAUGAUCUGAACACUGAUCACGUAAUCUCUUGGAGCAAUGGUGGCAACAGUUUUGUUGUUUGGGAUCCCCAUUCAUUCGCCAUGAAUCUGCUUCCUAGGUUCUUCAAGCACAGCAAUUUCUCAAGCUUCGUGAGGCAGCUCAACACUUACGGAUUUGGAAAGGUUGAUCCGGAUAAAUGGGAGUUUGCCAACGAAGACUUUCGAAGAGGGCAGAAACAUCUGCUGAGGAAUAUCAAGAGGAGGAAGACAAACUCUAGUUCUCAUCAGUCUUCACUGCAAGUUCUCGGUGUCCACCCUCGCCUUGAUGAAAUGGGUGCAUUUGGAUUGGUUUCAGAAGUGGAUAUACUGAGACGGGACAAGCAUGCUUUGAUGGCGGAGCUGGCGAGUCUCCGGGAGCAGCACCAGAGCACCAGAGCUCGUCUCAAAACAAUGGAGGAAAGAUUCAGUGGGACAGAGAUGAAUCAGCGACGAAUGAUGAGUUUCGUGGCAAGUUCAAGUCAAUUGAUUCUGCAGAAGAAGAGAAGAGAAGAAACUGAGGAGGAAGAAGAAAAGCUUGGAAAGCGGAUGCCUAUGGCUAUGGGUGUUUAUGGGUUCAGAGAUUUGAAGGUUGAGCGAGUUGCAGAGGAGAUUCAGGGGCUGAACCGAUCGGAGAAGUUCGAGGAAGAAGAUGUGGGUGGAGAAGAAAGGCAGGAAUGUGGAGAGAAGACGGUUGAUCAGAGGUUCUGGGUAGAUUUGUUGAAUGAAGGGGAGUGAAAGUAAAGACAGGGGAGCUUACCGGGUGGGUGAAACUGAAAAGACAAGGAUGGGUCAUGGGUGGUUCGAACUUAGACUACUACUAGUUUUGUUAAGACAUACGGAUAAGUAAUAUGUUUAACAAUGAUGUGAAAUUGGGUUAUGUAAAUGAGUUGUGCACUAUAGUUUUAAAAAAAUUGUAUUUUAAUUGAGAAUCUCUUUCUUGUGGUGGGUGGAGGGUCGGACACUCAAUUUUCAUGAAAUUCGAGAUUUCAAAACUAGCCAGACUGCCCCUUACCCCCAAGAAUGUCUAAAGUUUUAUGAGAAGUAAGCUAAUGAAAACACGUUUAGAGGCUUGUAGUACUGAGAAUAAUCAAUAAAUUCCCACUAAGCCGGUCGGUGGCUUCACUUAAUUCUUCUUUUUAUAUUUGUCUCUUUGUUAAUUCCCACUAAGCCUGGACGUUUCUGAGAGAGAAUUUGAAACCAGGUUUUUGCCGAAUCCGAGUGACUUUGUUAUUUAACACAUUUUUAUAACCUUCCCACCUCGUCAACACAUAAUAUUUGAUAUAUAGUAGUUUGACGACUGAGAAUGCAGUGUGUGUGUGUAUCUUCAUCGCAUUUACAGAAAACUUAUUAGAUUCUCAUGAAAACGGCAACUUCUGGUUCUACUUA